AUGAUUGAAUGUGAAAACCUAAACCAGGAAGAAAUAAUUAAAGAACUGUGUUUAUGCAAUGGUUUGUCUUAUGAGAUGGUUGGACAAGAAGGAUCAGAUACUUCAAAACUGGAGAUGUUUUUCUCAGGGUAUCCCCGUAUAGUUGGAUUAUCAUUAUUUCCUAAUUUAACAAGUCUCACAGUUGUUGCUCAAGAUAUAAAAGAAAUUUCAGGGCUAGAAACUUGUUUACAACUUAAAGAACUCUGGAUUGCUGAAUGCUGCAUAGAGAAAAUUGGAGGUCUUCAAGAAUGUAGAAAUUUAGAAAAACUAUAUUUGUAUUAUAAUAAAAUUUCCAAAAUAGAAAAUUUAGAGAAAUUAUUCAGAUUGGAGGUUCUCUGGCUGAAUCACAAUACAAUUAAAAAUAUUGAGGGCUUGCAAACUUUGAAGAAUUUAAAUGACCUCAACCUUGCUGGAAAUCUAAUAAGCAGCAUUGGUCGAUGUCUUGAUCCCAAUGAACAACUGGAAAGAUUAAACCUUUCUGGUAACCAAAUAUGUUCUUUCAAGGACCUCACUAACUUGACCAGGCUGUGUCACUUAAAGGAUUUGUGUCUGAAUGAUCCUCAAUAUAAAACCAAUCCAGUUUGUCUGCUGUGCAAUUAUUCUACACAUGUAUUGUAUCACUUGCCUAGCCUUCAAAGACUUGACACAUUUGAUGUGUCAGCAAGACAGAUCAAGGAACUGGCAGAUACCACAGCAAUGAAAAAAAUAAUGUAUUACAAUAUGCGUAUAAAAACUGUUCAGAGGCGUCUUAAUGAAGACCUUGAAAAACUGAAUGAUCGAAAAUGCAAAUUACAGAAGUUGCCAGAAGAACGCAUAAAAUUAUUUAGCUUUGUGAAAAAAAAUCUGGAACGAGAACUUGCUGAACUCAAGGGAUCUGGCAAAGGGCACAGUGAUAGAUCCAAUAACAAUAAAGUAACUGAACUUGAAAAAUCAAAGAACUGUGAAACUGUCACAGAAGAACCAAAUCUUCAACAGAAGAUACUGACCAAACUAAAUGCCUUGAAUGAAAGGGUAACAUUCUGGAACAAAAAAUUAGAUGAAAUUGAAGCAAUUUAUCGUGUUGAAGUAAAGCAAAAGAGGAAAAGUCAUGGAUUAUUGAUCCCAUUUUUGUUAAUUGAGUUGGAAACUGUGGGAAAUAUCCAUUUUGAAGAAGGCACUCGAUCUGAUGACUGGUUUAACUCUUGCUAUGAAUUAAUUCUCUCACGUUUUUGUACAUGGGACUUCAGAACAUAUGGUAUUACAGGAGUGAAAGUAAAACGUGUCACCAAAGUCAACAACCGUAUUCUGAGACUAAAAUUUGAAGAGAAAUUCCAAAAGUUUUUUGACAAUGAAGAUAUGCAUGAUUCAGAGAACUAUCGAAAGAUGCUGGAAUGUCUUUUUUAUGUUUUUGAUCCUGAAGUUACAGUGAAGAAAAAGCAUCUGCUCCAAAUACUUGAAAAAGGAUUCAAAGACAGUGAGACAAGCAAGCUGCCUCUCAGAAAAGAAGCUGUGAUUCUUGCUAACAGCCUCAGUAUGUGUGAGUGCCCCAGAAUUGAAUUUUUACAGCAAAAGUACAAAGAUGAGAAGAACUCUCUUGAGCAUGAGCUCUUCAGGCAUGGCAUUCUCCUCAUUACAAAGGUCUUCCUUGGACAGAGUGUUCAGGCUCGUGAACAGGACUCCAUCAAUCAAGCUAACUAUCCAAUGGUUAAUUCAGUGUUCGUUCCUCGAAAAUAUAUACUAAAUUCUGUCAUGGGACAAAGAAACUGUGAUUGCAGCGUUCGGCAGUGCAAGUGGUUUGUCUUUGAUCAUGACCUUGUUUUGCCAGAAUACAUUGUUGAAUUUGAGUAUAUUACAGUGGUCAAGCCUCGCUCUUUAUUUUCUUCAUUCAACAAUGUUAUUUUAGAAGAAAGCAAAAAAAAUUCAGAAGGAUCAGUAUUGUCCCAGGAUUUGAAAUUUGAUGAUGAAGUUAUAAAAAUGGAUCCCAGGAUUAAGCCCAGACCAAAACUUAUUAGUUUGGAUGAUAAAACAAUACUUUCUCUUGCCAAGACUAGCAUUUACAGUCAUAUUGUGAAUCUGAAUCUCCAUGGAAAUAGCUUGAGUAAAUUGAGAGAUCUCUCCAAGUUAACAGGACUUCGAAAACUUAAUAUCAGCUUCAAUGAAUUUACUUGUUUAGAUGAUGUAUACCACCUGUAUAACCUUGAAUAUUUGGAUGCAAGUCAUAACCAUGUGAUAACCCUAGAAGGAUUUAGAGGUCUGAUGAAACUGAAGCACUUAGACUUAAGCUGGAAUCAACUGAAAAAAUCCAGUGAUGAAAUAAAUAUGUUAUGCAAACACACCACAAGCCUUCUUACUCUUGAUAUUCGGCAUAAUCCAUGGCAAAAGCCAGCCACAUUAAGGCUAAGUGUUAUUGGCAGAUUAAAGACUCUUACUCAUUUAGAUGGACUCCUAAUUUCUGAAGAAGAAGCAACAGCAGCUAUGAAAUUUAUUACUGGAACAAAGAUUACUCAGUUCUCUCUCUUACGGCAUUCUGGUACUAAAGAAGAGAGACCACGGAUACUUAGUAUAUGGCCUUCUGCCAAAAUUCUGACACAGAUUUCGAAGUUAGGACCACAUUUACAUCUGAGUGGAAACUGGUACUUGAAGAUAACUGCUUUAAAUUUAGAUGGGCAACAUCUCUUUGAAAUCACAAAUUUAGAAAAAUUGGAAAAUUUGAAAUGGGCAUCAUUUAGCAACAAUAGUCUCACUAAAAUGGAAGGCUUGGAAUCCUGUGUUAACUUGGAAGAGCUCACAUUGGAUGGAAAUUGUAUCUCAAAGAUAGAAGGCAUUUCCAAGCUGACUAAAUUAACCCGCCUCAGCAUAAAUAAUAAUCUUCUCACUGGUCUGGAAAAACACACCUUUGAUAACUUGCUUCAUCUUCACUUCCUUUCUCUUGAGAACAACAGAAUUACUUCAUUGAGUGGUUUACAAAAAGCUAUUACUCUGAUUGAAUUAUACAUAAGCAAUAACUAUAUUGCUCUCAAUCAGGAGAUCUACAAUUUAAAGGGUUUAUGCAACCUGGUCAUUCUUGACCUAUAUGGAAAUAUUAUUGUAUGGAAUCAAGAAAACUACCGGUUGUUUGUAAUAUUUCAUCUUCCAGAACUGAAAGCUUUGGAUGGAAUCUCAAUUGAACCACCAGAGACUGAAUGUGCAAAAGAUUUGUUUGGUGGCAGACUUACUUCUGAUAUGAUUGCAGAACGACAUGGACACUCAAACUUCACCCAAAUGCAAGAACUAAAUUGGACUUCAUCAUCCAUCAGAACUGUGGAUUUGAUUCCAGUUGAUCAAUUUAGAAAUGUAUGUAAUGUGAAUCUGCAAAACAAUAAUCUUACCUCAUUCAGUGGAUUAAUCUAUCUGCCUAAUGUGAAGGUCUUAUGCCUCAAUUAUAAUCAUAUUGAAUCCAUCGUGCCCAGAGUAAAACCUCAGACUCACUUGACCAACAGACAGCUACUCUAUCAGAAAGUGCCUUCAAGUGGCUACGGACAACAAGGAACUUCAAAAACAAACAGAGAUACAAUGAGCAGUGAAAAUUUGCCUCCAAUAAUGCACAGUUUAGAAGUGCUUCAUUUGGGCUACAAUGGAAUUUGUAAUUUAAUUCAGCUACAGCUUAACAGACUAAGAAAUUUAAAAUUCCUCUUUCUACAGGGGAAUGAAAUCAGUCAAAUUGAAGGGCUUGACAAUUUAGCAGUCCUUCAGGAAUUGGUAGUGGACCAUAACCGCAUCAGAGCAUUUAAUGAUAGUGCCUUUGCCAAACCAAGCUCUCUGUUGGCACUUCACCUGGAGGAAAAUAGACUACGAGAGCUGAGCAAAUUACAACCUUUGGUAAAACUAGAGAAACUCUUCCUAGGAUAUAAUAAAAUCCAGGAUAUGGCAGAACUGGAAAAACUUGAUGGUAUCUCUUCUCUCAGAGAGCUUACAGUUUAUGGCAAUCCAAUUUGCAGAAAAACAUUACAUCGCCACGUGCUCAUAUUUCGGCUGCCUAACUUACAGAUGUUAGAUGGAAUUCCAGUGAAUUCAGAUGAUAGAGCUAAAGCUGAAUUUCACUUCUCUGAACUCCAAGCAAAGAAAACUUCGUGUAUUCCUGUUACCAGUUCUCCAAUGGAUGGUGGGUCAUUUGGCCAAGUGAAAGCUCCUCCCAUAAAGAUAACAAAUGUAAUUCUGCCUGGUGCAUUUAACCAUUACCUGGGAUCCGACUUCACUUUAACUCCUGAAGUAGAAGACAAAAAAAACAAGAAUACAGGCAUUCUGACAAAUAAUCCUCGGAGCAUCCAUGCAGAAAUAGCUUUUCGGCAACUCAGAGGACUCAAUCUCUCUCCAUCUCUUUUAUCACAUCAGAGUAUGGCAUCUCCAACUGCACAAAUGUACCAGAGCAACCCAGAUGAGGGAAGAUAAAUUCAAUUCU
Messenger RNA from Neogale vison (American mink), 4456 nucleotides. RefSeq names its product leucine rich repeat containing 9 (gene LRRC9). The record is from RefSeq and is a predicted model, not a curated record. NCBI's taxonomy places the organism in Eukaryota, Metazoa, Chordata, Mammalia, Carnivora, Mustelidae. The transcript is spliced from 32 exons. Gene Ontology annotation, molecular function: protein binding. The coding region runs from base 1 to 4446 and encodes 1481 amino acids.